Messenger RNA from Paralichthys olivaceus (Japanese flounder), 1689 nucleotides. It is a transcript of the gene tra2a, whose product is annotated as transformer 2 alpha homolog. Gene Ontology annotation, molecular function: RNA binding. Gene Ontology annotation, cellular component: spliceosomal complex. Gene Ontology annotation, biological process: positive regulation of mRNA splicing, via spliceosome. Lineage: Eukaryota; Metazoa; Chordata; Actinopteri; Pleuronectiformes; Paralichthyidae. The record is from RefSeq and is a predicted model, not a curated record.
CAUACAAACCGCCUCACGCGCCAUCUUCUAGCGAUUAAGCAGCCAGAAUAAGAAACUGUGUUAAAGGUCAUUGUUUUCUGUCUGUUAGCUAAACUGAGCAAUGAGUGAUAUCGAGGAUGGAACCUGUGACCCACGGGGGUCACGCUCCCCAUCAAAAUCGGAUCGUGGGAGUCCAGCUCGGGUCAAGUCGGAGAGAAGGUCCGGCUCCCCGAGCCCAUCCCGGGCCUCCAAACGGUCUGAGUCCAGAUCCCGCUCUCGCUCAAAAUCUAGGUCUCGUUCUGGGCGGCACUCUAACCGCCGCUAUAGCCGUUCACGCUCUCGUUCCUAUUCCCACCGGAGGAAGUCCCACUCUCGUUCUUACAGCCCCGAACCCAGGCGCAGGAAGAGCCAGAGCACCUCGCCUAUGUCGAGCAGCCGCCACCACAACGGCAGCAGGAGCCAAGACUUCCCAAAAGAAGCAUGCAGUCAUGGCGCUGAUGCUGAUGUUAGGGCGAACCCGGACCCCAGCAAGUGUUUGGGGGUGUUUGGCUUGAGCCUGUACACCACAGAGCGGGACCUGAAGGAGGUGUUUUCGCGAUAUGGUCCUUUGGCCGGGGUCAAUGUGGUGUACGACCAGCGCACGGGCCGCUCUCGUGGCUUCGCCUUCAUUUACUUCGAGAGAAUCGAGGAUUCUAAAGAGGCAAUGGAGCGAGCCAAUGGCAUGGAGCUGGACGGGAGGCGCAUCCGAGUGGAUUAUUCCAUAACCAAACGUCCCCAUACCCCCACACCAGGGAUCUACAUGGGCCGACCAACCCACAAUGGUAGCGGCGGGGGCGGCAGCGGUGGUGGUGGCAGCAGCAGCGGGAGCGGCAGCAGUAGGAGGGGAAGGGACUCUUACAAUGAUCGUGGCUAUGACCGAUACGACAGAUACGAGGAGUGUGAUUAUAGGUACAGUCGUAGGCGCUCUCCAUCACCGUACUACAGUCGAUACAGGUCUCGCUCACGGUCUCGCUCUUACAGCCCACGACGAUACUAAGCUGAUUAUUUUAGUGUUCAGCUUCCCUCCAAUACCUGAUGGUGUGUGACUCACCAAGGGGUUUUCAGAACUGCAUGUCUAUAUCAACAGAACUCCUUUAAGUUCUCAGUUCUUGUUAACAUACACUAGAUGUCUUGAUUUUUAGACGUUUUUUGAUAAAUCCAUGUUGAGUGUGAGCAAAGAUUGAAGCCACUGUUCUUUACUGUUGCUCGGUUCUUCCACUCUUGUCCUUCCUUCCUUCGUUUUUUCUGCGGCAGUGAUACGUUUUUUGGGGUCAAGAAUGGUUUAAAGAGAUUUUCUCUGGUCGCUGUUAACUUUGUUUAUUUCAGGAUUGGGAAAGAUUUAAGGUUUUAGUUUAAAAAAAAUGGCUAGACUUAAUUUUACAAGCUGAAUUAAGUAAGUUCAUUUGAGAAUAAAUCUGUAUAUGUACAGUAAAGAUAACAAAUUUGAUAAAUCUCAGUGCUGCUUGUCUGUAGCGGACUUGACUGGUAAGUAGCAGGUAAAAUGGUGCUGUAAAAUAAAGUGAUACCUGGCUUUCAGUGCUUUGUUCUCUGCUCACGUUCACUUAUUUUUGUUUUUCUUCGAGGAUUCAUCGUCUCAGUUUCUCCAGAGAGUAUUAUGUAUUGCCUUUUUAAUUGUUUCUUUGUAUAGAAAUACAAACAUAUAAAAACAAA